AUGUUAGGAAAACAAGUCGUCGAUUUAGUGCUCUCUCCGAAGUGGAUUAUUCCCAUUGUUCCUCGUGGGUCGAUAUUGAAAAAUACUUCGAUUGUUGUCAACAAUGGGGUCAUUGUAGAUAUUGCGGAUCGACAAAUUGUGUCGGAAAAGUAUGAGGCGAAAACGGAGUACAAAUUGGGUUAUCACGUUGUUCUUCCCGGAUUUGUGAAUGCUCAUACUCAUACACCCAUGUUUUUAUUCAAGUCAUAUGGCGACGAUAACAGCUUAUCAGAUUGGUUGCAACACUUUAUUUGGCCGAUGGAAGACAUGUUCAUUAGUCCGAGAUUUAUACGAGAUGGAUUGCAAAUGGGCUGUGCAGAAAUGAUUCGCAGUGGGACUACCUGUUUCAAUGAUAUGUACUACUACCCAGAGGAGUCUGCAGAAGAAGUAGAGAAAAUUGGCAUGCGUGCAAUCAUCGGACUGAUGGGUCGCGAUAAUGAGGGAUCGUUAAAAACAGUACUAUCUGCGAUGGAUUGA
Blastocystis hominis is the source of this 516-nucleotide messenger RNA. RefSeq lists its product as hypothetical. The record is from RefSeq and is a predicted model, not a curated record. The coding region runs from base 1 to 516 and encodes 171 amino acids. NCBI's taxonomy places the organism in Eukaryota, Bigyra, Opalinata, Blastocystidae. The transcript has 4 exons. Gene Ontology annotation, molecular function: hydrolase activity, acting on carbon-nitrogen (but not peptide) bonds.